UAUACAUUACAUUAAUAAAGUAAGGUAAGGUAUGAAUACCUCGACAUGAUACUGAGGUGUAUACAGGAUACAGGUAAUAUUACCGUCCAUCGUCCAUGCCCAGAAUCAGAUUUCUUCAUGAUUAUCAAUCUGAGUCAUUUAACGGUCAUACUAAUGAUUAUAAUCAUAAGAGAAGUAUAUUAUAUUAGAAGAUCAAGAUCGGCAAUCCUACUUAACCUGCCAUUCCUCCAUUUCCAUCUCCAGUCCAGGUCGACUCCAAAUUACUGUUCCUCCAACCAAGUCCACUGCAACCUCACCAGUGGUUACUCCUCGAUUACAUAACCACCAUCUAUAUCCUGAUCAUCGAUCGACUGACGUAUGAUUGAUCGACAUCUGCGUUUGAUAGACUUCGACGCAAUCAGGGCAGUCCAGGACAAACCAGGCCAGACCAGGA
Messenger RNA from Aspergillus campestris IBT 28561, 433 nucleotides. RefSeq lists its product as uncharacterized. Lineage: Eukaryota; Fungi; Ascomycota; Eurotiomycetes; Eurotiales; Aspergillaceae. Bases 46 to 321 code for a protein of 91 amino acids. The transcript has a single exon. The record is from RefSeq and is a predicted model, not a curated record.